Messenger RNA from Arthroderma uncinatum, 1371 nucleotides. Its product is annotated as actin. The transcript is spliced from 4 exons. The record is from RefSeq and is a predicted model, not a curated record. Bases 1 to 1371 code for a protein of 456 amino acids. Gene Ontology annotation, cellular component: Swr1 complex. Lineage: Eukaryota; Fungi; Ascomycota; Eurotiomycetes; Onygenales; Arthrodermataceae. Gene Ontology annotation, molecular function: nucleosome binding.
AUGGGGCCAACCAAAGCUUCUCGAGCAGCCAAAGCCGCCCCGCCUGCUACCGAACCGCUUCCCCAAAAGACAUUCAUCAUCGACAAUGGGGGGUAUACUAUGAAGGCAGGGUACAGCUCGGCCUCCAGCUCCGAUCCCCUCGCAUCAUGUUUGACGAUUCCAAACGCGCUUGCGAAGACACGAGAUAAUCAUAUGUACACCGGGCUACAACUGGAUACGCAUAUCUCCGACUGGAACGAGGUGAGCUUUCGUCGCCCGGUCGAGAAGGGCUACAUCGUCAAUUGGGAAGCGCAGCGAGAGAUAUGGGAGCAUACAUUUUUUGACGAGAAGACGGCUCGCAGACCAGAGGUCCAGUGCUCAGACUUUCUUGGGACAACCUUGGUUUUAACUGAGGCCCCGAACGCGUUAAGUGGCUUGCAAAAGAAUAUGGAUGAGAUGGUUAUGGAGGAAUGGGGCUUCGGCGGAUAUGUACGAUAUCUUGCUCCAUGUCUCAAUGCGUGGAACGAGGUGCGUUCCCUCUUCGGUGACCCCACUCCCCAAGAUACGAAUGCCCCUGCUCUCCCAGCUGAGUGUAUGCUUGUCGUUGAUUCGGGCUAUUCGCAUACAACGGUGACUCCGGUAUACCAUGGGCGCCCAUUGCAACGAGCGAUACGAAGACUUGACAUUGGCGGGAAACAUCUCACGAACUACCUGAAGGAGCUCGUUUCAAUCCGACAGUAUAAUAUGUUAGACGAAACGCAUAUCGUCAACAGUGUUAAGGAGACUGUUUGCUACGUCAGCCAGGAUUUUGACGGUGAUAUGGAUAAAACGUGGAAAGGCCAUGAAAAGAGUGGUGCCGACGAAAUAGUGGUCGACUACGUACUACCUGACCCGAAUGCACACAAAAAGGGUUUCAUGAGACCUCACGAUAGCCAGUUGGCUGCAGAGAAAAGGAAGGGACUCAUUACUGGGAUUAACCCCUCUGCAGCGGAAGACGUCCUUGUUUUGGGGAGUGAGCGCUUUACCGUGCCAGAGAUUAUAUUUAACCCCCAGGAUAUUGGGCUACAGCAACCGGGGAUAGCAGAAAUCAUAAUGCAAUGCCUGUCCGUUAUUCCAACAGGCCUCCACCCUUCGUUUCUCGCGAACAUUUUUGUUGUCGGUGGCAAUUCUUUGAUACAGGGGUUUAUAGAAAGACUGGAAUCCGGAGUCCGAAGUCUAGCGCCGACUGAGUGUGUUGUCCGCGUAAAGGCUGGCCCAGAUCCCAUUCGCUCGACAUGGUUAGGGGCUUCUAGGAUGGCGACCAACCAGGAGACCAUGAAAGAGGUUGCGAUUACUCGGCAACAGUACCAGGAAUAUGGUUCAGCCUGGGCCUGGAGAAAGUUUUCUGGUUGA